UUUUCCCCUUAUUUUAAAGAGAAGUCAGGGGAGAUAAAAGUGGGUGGCAGGGGAGACCACAUCUCCACGGCGUGUGAGACUCCUCGGCUACGUGCUGUAGCCAGCAUGCCUUUGUUCCCGCUUUCCAUCCUAUGUCUCAUCGCCCAAACUCCAGCAACAGCCAUAAAACAAACUCCAGAAUUAGAGCUCUAUGAAGUAGUUCGUCCUAAAAAACUAUACAUUUUACAUAAAAGAGAGACACAGAACAACCAGACGGAGAAGCAUGGCAAGGAGGAAAGAUAUGCACCUGAACUUCAGUAUCAAAUUAUAUUAAAAGGAGAAGAAAUCAUCCUUUGCCUACAGAAAAACAGGCAUAUUGGGCCAGAUUACACUGAAACAUAUUACUCACACAAAGGAGAAGAAAUCACUACAAGCCCGCAGAAUAUGGAACACUGCUACUAUAAAGGACACAUCCUAAAGGAAAAGGAUUCUGUAGCCAGCAUUAGUACCUGCAAGGGGUUGAGGGGAUACUUCACUCAUCAUGGUCAGAGAUAUAUGAUAAAGCCUCUGAAAAGUACAGACCAAGAAGAUCAUGCCGUCCUCACCCAUAACCAGGAGGAGCUAGAAACAGCUGAUCGCACUUGUGGUGUAAGAAAUGUUGGCAGGAAACAAGGACUUCUUCGAACCUCCAGGUCACUCAAUAACCCAGAGCACGAACGCUUUCUUCGGGCUAAGAAGUACAUUGAUCUCUUUUUGGUGCUGGAUAACGCCUUUUAUAACAUCUCUAAGGGAAAUCUAACUUUGAUAAGAAGCUUUUUGUUUGAUGUGGUGAACCUACUCAAUGUGAUUUAUAACACCAUAGAUAUUCAAGUGGCCUUGGUAGGUAUGGAAAUCUGGUCUGACGGUGAUAAGAUAGCGGUGGUACCCCAAACAGGUGUUACCUUUAACAACUUUCUGAGUUGGCAUCGUUCUAACCUGCGGAAAAUGAGGAGCCAUGAUCAUGCUCAGCUACUCAGUGGAAUCGGCUUCAACAACCGACAUGUAGGAAUGGCGGCCUCAAACUCCUUGUGUUCUCCAUCGUCAGUUGCUGUUAUUGAGGCUAAUAAAAAAAAUAACGUGGCUCUUGUAGGAGUGAUGUCCCAUGAGCUGGGUCAUGUCCUUGGCAUGCCUGAUGUGCCAUAUUACACCAAAUGUCCCUCCGGGAGCUGUGUGAUGAAUCAGUAUCUGAGUUCAAGAUUUCCAAAGGAUUUCAGUGUAUCUUGCCGCUUACAUUUUGAAAAAUAUAUUUUAUCUCAAAAACCAAAGUGCCUACUGCAAGCACCGAUUCCUAAAAAUAUAAUAACAAAACCAGUGUGUGGGAACCAACUUCUGGAAGUAGGAGAAGACUGUGAUUGCGGCUCCCCUAAGGUAUAAAAAUAUCUAUAGUUU
This is a messenger RNA of Manis javanica (Malayan pangolin), 1407 nucleotides long. Lineage: Eukaryota; Metazoa; Chordata; Mammalia; Pholidota; Manidae. The record is from RefSeq and is a predicted model, not a curated record.